GUCAUGUGACCACAAAAGGACUCAUUCUGUCGCUACAGUCGGUGAGAACAUGGAGGGAACGGUCGUGUUGUCUGUCCUCGUUGUCUCUCUCCUGCUGCUGUUUACCAGUGCACAGCCCCUCACCUACGACCUGGAUGACCGGAAGGGACUGGGGAGGGUUUUUGACGGAAUAGGAGGUUUGAGCGGCGGAGGGGCCACAUCUCGGUUACUGGUGAAUUAUGCAGAGCCGUACCGCAGCCAGAUCCUUGACUACCUGUUCAAGCCAAAUUUUGGAGCUUCACUACAUAUCUUGAAGGUGGAGAUUGGAGGAGAUGCUCAGACCACCGAUGGAACUGAACCAUCGCACAUGCACUAUGAGAACGAUGAGAACUACUUCAGGGGCUAUGAAUGGUGGCUAAUGAAAGAGGCUAAGAAGAGAAACCCAAACAUUACACUUAUAGGUUUACCAUGGGCAUUUCCUGGUUGGGUUGGCAAUGGAAAGAACUGGCCCUAUGAUUUCCCAGACAUAACUGCAUCGUAUGUGGUCAACUGGAUCCUUGGUGCCAAGCAAUACCAUGACCUGGACAUUCAGUAUGUUGGGAUUUGGAAUGAGCGAAACUUUGACAGCAAGUACAUCAAGCUGCUGCGGUACACUCUGGAUAAAAACGGACUGGAGAACAUCAGGAUCAUAGCCAGUGACAACCUGUGGCAGCCUGUUGCCCGGUCUCUGCUGCUCGACCCUGAGCUGAGCCGAGCUGUAGAUGUGAUAGGUGCCCACUACCCAGGCACCACCACUAUACCGGAGGCCUUACAGACUCAGAAAACACUUUGGUCGUCAGAGGACUACAGCACCUUCAAUAAUGCCAUUGGAGGAGGAUGCUGGGCACGUAUUCUCAACCAGAACUACGUCAACGGAAACAUGACCGCCACUAUCGCCUGGAAUCUUGUGGCCAGCUACUACAAUGAGCUACCGUUUGGCAGAGAUGGGCUGAUGACAGCUAAUGAGCCAUGGAGUGGCUACUACGCAGUGGAAUCUCCCAUCUGGAUCACAGCCCAUACCACACAGUUUACACAGCCAGGAUGGACCUACCUCCAGACUGUUGGACACUUGGACCAAGGAGGGAGUUAUGUUGCCCUGACUGACGGAGAAGGAAAUCUCACUGUUGUCAUAGAAACAAUGACUCACAAUCAUUCUGUAUGCAUCAGACCCCCACUGCUUCCAUAUAAAGUCACACCACAGAAAGCAACCUUCCAGCUCCAGGGAUCCUUUGCUAACAUCAAGAAACUCCAAGUAUGGAGGUCCCAGUUUAACUUUGAGACCAAGAGACCCUCCUUUUUUGAGAAGCUAGCUCCAGUGAAGCUGCUGAACGGAUCGUUCACCUUAGAUCUGGAUGAAGAUGAGGUUUACACGCUCACCACACUUACCACAGGACAGAAAGGCAGCUAUUCUGACCCACCUGCUUCAGCCACCUUCCCAAAAUCCUACAAGGAUGACUUUAGUGUUCGGAAUCCUCCCUUCACUGAAGCUCCAAACUUUGCUGACCAGACAGGUGUGUUUGAGUACCACAUCAACCUGACAGAUCCCGGGCCUCACAUCUUUACCCUACGACAGGUUGUUACCCAGAGACCCGUAACAUGGGUGGCAGACGCUGACCAGACAAUCAGCGUCUUAGGCGACCAUAAAUGGCAGAACAUAACAGUGACGUGUGACGUCUACAUGGAGAAGAGCAAUACUGGCGGUGCGUACGUUGCAGCUCGUGUGAACAAAGGAGGCGGAUUCGUGCGUGGAGCGGAAGGAGUUUUUUUCUGGGUGUUUACAGACGGCACCUACAGAGUUACCAAUGACCUUGCUGGUGAGAGAGUCCUGGCCGAGGGUCAGGCUGGCACACAUGAAUAUAGAUGGUACACCUUGUCACUGACUGUGGAGGGUCAGUAUGCGUCAGGAAAGCUGAAUGGAUAUCUGCUUUGGAAGAAUGCUGUGGUUUUGACUCCAAAGAAUGGUUGGGCUGCCAUCGGAACACGCUCCUUUGAACUUGCUCAGUUUGAUAACUUUGCUGUGGUGGCACAAUAGUUCUUCUACAGCAAGAUUUUUUUCGUCAAUAUGAGUAUAUACUAGGAUCGGCAUCGCGUCCAUAUUGGAAAAUAUCGGGGAUCGUAUAUCAACACAACCAUAGCCCGUCUGGUCCGAUACCCAAGACCAAAUAGUCAACUUUUCAUGAGAUGCCUUAAACGGGGACAUUGGUAUCAGCAGAUGCUCAAAGUAUUGUUAUGAAGUUGUAUCGAGCCAGCCUUAGUAUGUAUACAUUCAUUACUUUGAUUAAUGAAGGCAUAGAUUUAACCAAAGACUGGGUUUGCUCACUUUCACUGCAUUUUUUUCACUUUCAUUGAGAACUAAACAAGCAGAAGUAUAAAUGAUGAUAAACAUGAUGUGAAAUCCACAUAUCACUUUUAAAAUUGCUGCUGUAAUUGUGCACUGUAUUUUUAUACUGUAAUUUAUGCAUUAUGAUGAAGUUGAUAGGCUACAAGGGAAAAUUGUAGGGAUGGUAAUAUAAAUCUUAUCACCUUGCCAUAAACAGAACAAUCUUCAUCAGUAUGAACACAGUCUAUAAGACUGAGUUUCACGAAUUGUUUACAACCAAUGAAGGCUUAACUAAUUUAACACCCUUUGGAUUACUUGUGGCUAACUGUGUUUUGGAAUGAUUUGAGAAAGAUUCUGAAUAAAUGAUCUGAUAUCACAUAAAAUUAAAGUAUCUGACAUCA
Cynoglossus semilaevis (tongue sole) is the source of this 2739-nucleotide messenger RNA. It is a transcript of the gene galcb, whose product is annotated as galactosylceramidase b. The transcript has 17 exons. Lineage: Eukaryota; Metazoa; Chordata; Actinopteri; Pleuronectiformes; Cynoglossidae. Gene Ontology annotation, cellular component: lysosome. Gene Ontology annotation, molecular function: galactosylceramidase activity. The record is from RefSeq and is a predicted model, not a curated record. Gene Ontology annotation, biological process: galactosylceramide catabolic process. The coding region runs from base 50 to 2050 and encodes 666 amino acids.